Messenger RNA from Osmerus eperlanus (European smelt), 2907 nucleotides. RefSeq names its product solute carrier family 15 member 4 (gene slc15a4). The coding region runs from base 373 to 2208 and encodes 611 amino acids. Gene Ontology annotation, molecular function: dipeptide transmembrane transporter activity. NCBI's taxonomy places the organism in Eukaryota, Metazoa, Chordata, Actinopteri, Osmeriformes, Osmeridae. The record is from RefSeq and is a predicted model, not a curated record. Gene Ontology annotation, cellular component: membrane. Gene Ontology annotation, biological process: dipeptide import across plasma membrane. The transcript is spliced from 9 exons.
GUAAACAUUAGCAGCAACUGCUUAAAACCACAAAGUUUAACCAUGCAUGGAUGGGCUUGAGUUUAUCAAGGCGCGCUGUGUUGAUUGGACGUAGGGUGUGCAGUUUCUACAUUACUGAACGAGCCUCAAUGUCACGCGGUAGUAUUGUGACAACUGAACCUUGUUUAGUCCUGUGUAUAUCGGUGUUGUUAUCUUGCUAGCCUACCUUAUUUCCUGAAUCCGUUGAUGAUAUAUAUUAUUUUAUUGACAUGUCAAGCCAGUAAGGAUUGGCUACCAAUAUACAAGAAGUAAAUGGGGGACAUUGGUGCGUCUUACGUCCAUUAACGGGUUGACAUUAUCAAGUAAACAACCCUAAAAGUCAACAAACAGAGGAUGUCCAGUCGGAGUGGCAGCGAGAGUACCCCUCUCCUGGAGAACUCAGGGACCGUGAGCAGACCCACCGUGUCCGUGUUCAAGGGCAGAAGACUGGCAUGUGCUGCCAUACUUCUGGCAGAGUCGUUGGAGAGAGUGGCCUUCUAUGGCAUCACGUCCAACUUGGUCCUUUUUCUUAACAGCAGCCCGUUUUACUGGGAGGGAACCAUGUCAAGCCAAGUACCGCUCAUGUUCAUGGGGGUCACGUACCUGAUUUCACCGUUUGGCGGCUGGUUGGCUGAUGCAUAUCUUGGGAAGUUCCUUACCAUCGCUUGCAGUUUAAUCCUGUACUUGAUAGGCAUGCUGUUUUUCCCAUUUAUCGCCAAUGAAAAGUCUAGAAGUUACCUGUGUGGUGAUCAGACGGCGUUUCCAGUACAACCUGCAGAAUGUUUGAAUCCCAACAUUACCCUCCCUGCCAAUGUCACCUGCCCUUCACGCACACCCUAUUGUGGCCCAGUGAUCUACAGCAGCCUGGCACUCAUCGCAUUAGGGGUGGGGACCGUCAAGUCCAACAUCACUCCGUUCGGAGCUGAACAGGUGAAAGACAGGGGGCCCGAGGCCACCCGUCGGUUCUUUAACUGGUUCUACUGGUCCAUCAACCUGGGAGCCAUCCUGUCUCUGGGAGGAGUGGCCUACAUCCAACAGAACAUCGACUUUGAGCUGGGUUACGCCAUCCCGGCCGUGUGCCUGGGAGUCUCCUUCCUGGUCUUCCUGCUGGGCCGGGCCGUCUUCGUCACCAAGCCCGCGGACGGCAGCGCCUUCACAGACAUGUUCAAGAUACUGGGCUACGCCUGCUGCUCCUCUCAGAGACCCAAAGAGCCCAACCUGCUCCUGCCUAAACCAUCACUGCUGGAUGGGGCGAAAGUGACGUAUGGAGGCUGGUUUCCUGAGGAGAAGGUGGAGGAGGUGAAAGCCUUGCUGAAAAUCCUCCCUGUGUUCUUCGCCCUCAUCCCAUACUGGACUGUGUACUUCCAGAUGCAGACCACGUACGUUCUGCAGAGUUUCCAUUUAAAGAUUCCUGACAUAAGCAGCAACAAUACAUCCACCGGCUCCCAACAGAUCACGUUCCGCUUCCCCGCCGCCUGGCUGACCAUGUUCGACGCCGUGCUCAUCCUCAUGCUCAUCCCCCUCAAGGACAAGGUGGUGGACCCCAUCCUGAAGCGCAGGGGCCUGCUGCCCUCCUCCCUCAAGAGGAUCGCCGUGGGGAUGUUCUUUGUCAUGUGGUCGGCAGUGGCAGCCGGAAUCCUGGAGACGAAGCGUCUGGAGAUCAUCAAAACCAAAGGGACGAUCGACCAGGUAUUUGGCAAAGUGACCUACUAUGCUGCCGAUCUGCCCAUUUGGUGGCAGAUCCCCCAGUACGUCCUCAUCGGGAUCAGCGAGAUCUUCGCCAGCAUCGCAGGCCUGGAGUUUGCCUACUCUGCUGCUCCUAGGUCAAUGCAGAGCGCCAUCAUGGGACUGUUCUUCUUCUUCUCUGGGGUCGGAUCCUUCGUGGGCUCUGGGCUGCUGGCCAUCGUAUCCCUCAAGGGGAUUGGCUGGAUGUCCUCCCACAAAGACUUUGCGUGUCCUGCAGGAUGGGACCAUGGAGAGUCCUUGGGCUCCUUCACCCAGAGUGGGCCUCGCUACACAGAGGAAGGUGUAAUUAGACUGGUCUCUCUGAACGCCCGGCCUGUCAGAACUCUCUCACCAGUCCUCUUUCUCCCCACUUCGCUCUGGCCAGAUGCACCAUGGGAGAUGACAGGACUCCUGGGGAAUUACCCCCUUAUCCAAUUAAAAUCAAGCCUGGGACUCCUUCUGUAGGUCUUUAUUCACCGUGACAGUCCCACUUGGAGAACUUAAUAGGUGGGUUCCUCAGACAGCGCAUGGGCCCUGAAGCAAUGGGAUUUUUCUCAUUGGAAGAUACAGGGGCUUUCAAACAGCUCCAGUGGCCAGGCUUGCUUGCUGCUUCCUGCUGGAUUACAGUCGGAAACCGUAAAAAGCCAGCAGCCCGUUGUGUAUAGAAUGUGACCAUUUUAAUAAAGUGGAAAAGAAUCCAAUACCAGGAACUCUUGACAAGGUACCUGUCAAAUGAAGAGCAGUUAUUUGCUGCACUGUCUCUUCACUAAGCAGUAGGACCAAUAAAACAGUAUGUGGAACAUAGCAAGAGGUGGAAAGCAGCUAUAAUGCCAAUACAAUUGUCAGACAGUGUUCUGUUUAAGUUUCAAUAUGGAGGAUUUAGGAUGGCUGUAUGCUUUUUUUUUCCUUCCCAUGUCAAACCGGAGCAGGGGGAAAACAAGUAUUUGUUUAGGAUUCCCCCGCAGUGCGUCUUGAUGAACAGGGACAGCCAGUUGCAUCAGCAGCGUUGGGUUUCAUACGUACGGGUUGUUCCUCUGUUUUAGAAUAGGAAAACCUUCACAAAUACAGUCGCUACUGGCAAGGGGGGAAAAAACAAGCUUUUCACUAUUAAAAUACUUGAAAAACGCCAACUCUGCAGUUUCCAUGAUGUGUCCCAGCUAGGGA